CUGCGAAUCGUGAUUGUUUCUGUGCACUCACACUACAUGCUCUCAAGAGUCUUUUACAUAAAGCCGAACACCAGGGCCAGAUACAACGCGGUCAAACUCGGUGGGAGGCUGCUAUGUAUUAUAGUCCGCCUUGUUCAAACGUGGUCGGCCACAGUCUUGAGCGUUGCGGUUCUAGGCCAUGAGCUCCAGCACAAGAAGCUAUCCCGAUAUCUUGCCACAGUAAUGGAGAGGAAAACACCUAUGAUUACGGGUAAAAGCAAAGCAGGACUAUCAUCUAUAACUACUAGGUCUUGCGAUACCUAGCUAAGCUAAACAACGCAUAAAACAGCCGGCGCCCACUUCGUUACAGCAGUACGCAUAGCUAUCAGGCUCCAGCGCAGUCCUUAAAUCACCCCCAAAAAAAAGGAUGGAAUUGUAGAGUGAUGAUCUACAAAUGUUGGGAGUUGAGUG
Mytilinidion resinicola is the source of this 450-nucleotide messenger RNA. RefSeq lists its product as uncharacterized. Lineage: Eukaryota; Fungi; Ascomycota; Dothideomycetes; Mytilinidiales; Mytilinidiaceae. Bases 37 to 303 code for a protein of 88 amino acids. The record is from RefSeq and is a predicted model, not a curated record. The transcript has a single exon.